Acanthocheilonema viteae is the source of this 519-nucleotide messenger RNA. NCBI's taxonomy places the organism in Eukaryota, Metazoa, Nematoda, Chromadorea, Rhabditida, Onchocercidae. The record is from the annotation of a GenBank genome assembly.
AUGAUCCCUGCAGGUGCAUAUAUCGAUCUUGAAAGUAUAAAACAUAUCCAAACUCAUACAUGUGCAGAGGCAUCAUUCGACAUUGAGGCUUCAAGAGAGAAAUCAGAAAAUACACCAUUUUAUAUAUGUUCAAAACGAGGAUUAAGAAAGAAUUUCGUUUAUAGCGAGUAUUUUGAGCUACCAAUACAUCUGCGUUAUCAUGCUGCUACCGGGAAAGAUGCUACAGUUACAAUAUCGGCUCCACAAUUGCUUUUGAGAUGUUUGGAAAAUUCAACUUUCCUAACCAACCACUGCAAGAAGUAUUUAGUCAAGGCAUCUUGUGAUUGUUCAAACGAAUCACGCUGCGAUUGGUUAAUGAUACCAUUCUUGAAAUACAAUGAAGUACAGUUCAAAAUACCAACUGGAAAUGUAUCUUCACUAAAACUCGUUUUAUUUGUUACUGUUUUCGUUGUUAUUUGCUGUGCUAUAACAAUAGUUAUUGCUACAAUCAAAAAUGACGUGAAAAUGAAAGUCAAAUAA